Messenger RNA from Grus americana (Whooping crane), 3931 nucleotides. RefSeq names its product FERM domain containing 8 (gene FRMD8). The record is from RefSeq and is a predicted model, not a curated record. Gene Ontology annotation, biological process: negative regulation of canonical Wnt signaling pathway. NCBI's taxonomy places the organism in Eukaryota, Metazoa, Chordata, Aves, Gruiformes, Gruidae. Bases 111 to 1475 code for a protein of 454 amino acids. The transcript is spliced from 11 exons. Gene Ontology annotation, cellular component: plasma membrane; cytoskeleton.
CCCCUCCACCCGCGGCGCUUCCGCCCGGCGCGGGACCCGCGCGCGAAACGCCCGGAGCCUUGACCCCGGCGUGACCCCGCGCUGACCCCACCGCGACCCCGACCCCGCGCAUGGAGGGGGAGGGGGAGGGGGCGUCCGCGCCCCCCGGCGCUGCCGCCCCCGCGGCUCUGGCCUUCCUGCCGGACGGAUCCGCGGUGCCGCUGGCGCUGGAGCCGCCGCCGGGGCCCACGGCCGGGGAGCUGCUGCGCCGCCUGCAGGGGGCGCUACGCCUCCCCCCCAGCGCCAGCGAGGCGCUCGCGCUCUGGUUGGGCUCCCCGCUGCUGGAGGUGCAGCUGAAGCCGCGGCACCGGCCCCUCCGCCUGGUCCGGCAAUGGCCGGAGCUGCUGCUGCGUUUCAGCCUCGGCUCCCACUCGGACAUUGCCCAGGACGAGCCCUGCCUGCAGCUGCGCAGAAACGUCUUCUUCCCCAAGAGCAAGGAGCUGGAGCUGGAGGAGGAGGAGCUGCUGCGGCUGCUGUACGAGGAGGCCCGGGGGAACGUGCUGGGGGGGCGCUACCCCGUGGACCCCCCCGACGGGGAGGAGCUGGGGGCCCUGGUCUGCCGCCUGCGCCUGGGGCCCUUCCAGCACGGCCAGCACACGGCCCACAGCCUGCGGCCGCUGCUGGGGGAGCUGCUGCCGCCACCCCCGGGGCGGGGGGGGCUUUGGGGGGCCCUGCGCCGGCGAGGCCCCCGCCCACCCCCCCCCGAGGAGGGGCUGCUCCAGGCCUUCGCCCGCACCCCCGGCCCCCAGGCCCCCCCCGCCGCCCUCUACCGCGCCUUCCUGCGCCGCUGCCACCCCCUGCCUUACUACGGGUGUGCCUUCUUCCCGGGGGCCAUUGACCGCCCCCCUGGGGGGCUGCUGGGCCGGGGGGGGCUGCGGCCUGUCAGCGUCGCCGUGGGGCUGGAUGGCGUCACCAUCAUCGACCCCCGGGAGAAGCAUGUGCUGCUGACGCUGACCUUCCCCGAGCUGUGCUGGGAGCUGGUGGGCGCCGUGGGGCAGGAGGGGGACGCCGUGGGGCAGGAGGGGGACGCCGUUGGGCCCCCCCAGCUGUGGCUGGAGUUCGACGGUGACCACGAGGGUGCCCCCGUCAACCGCCUGCUGCGGGUGUUCUCCCCCCAGGCAGAGCUAAUGAGCGCCCUCAUCGAAUGCUGCAUCGAGCUGGGGGGGGCGGCCCCGCCCCCUCAGGCCCCGCCCCCUCAGACCCCGCCCCCGUCUGAGACCCCGCCCCCCUCCGAGACCCCUCCGCGGGGCGCCCCCUUGCGGCGGCAGGAGAGCGUCACCCGCCCCCGCCUGCAGCGCUUGGCCACCAUCGACUACGUGCAGGAGGGGCAGGAGCUGCGGCGGGUGAAGCCCCCCCGGCGCUCGGGGUCCUUCUUCGGGCGGGGUGGGGGGUCCUACAGCCCCGUGUCAGGGGGGGCCGGGCUGGAGCAGGGCUGAGCCCCCCCCCUCCAGCACAGACUGGGAGCACUGGGACACCCACCCACCCACCCCCCCUCCAGCAAUGGACACAGCCCCCCCAAGGGACCCGGGUGUCUGGGACCCCCCCACACACACUUUGUACCGACCCCCCCACGCACACACACUAAUAAAUGUCACUGUCACCCACACCCACCCCACCCCCCCGGGUUUGGGGCCGAUUCAGGGCGGUUUGGGGCAGGUCGGGUGGUUUGGGGUGAAUACGGGGUGAUUUGGGACAGGUCAGGGCUGGUUUGGGACAAAUUUGGGGCAGUUUGGGGCUAAUUCAGGGAGAUUCAGGAUGACCAGGGUAUUUUGGGGGCUAAUUCAGAGUAGUUUGGGGCUAAUUCAGGGAGAUUCAGGAUGACCAGGGUAUUUUUGGGGCUAAUUCAGAGUAGUUUGGGGCUAAUUCAGGGAAAUUCAGGAUGACCAGGGCAUUUUUGGGGCUAAUUCAGGGCAUUUUGGGGCUAAUUGGGCAGCGUUGCCAAAUGGUGGCUCCAUGUGGCAGCGGCCAUUUUAGGGCUGGGGACAUGGGGGGGGGCACGGGGACGCACACGCGUGUGCAUGUCACAGGGGCUCGUGUUUCACGGGGACACACAUGUGUGCGUGACGCAGGGCCUCGUGUUUCCUGGGGGGCACACACGUGUGUGUGUGUCACGGGGCCUUGUGUUUCACAAGGGGGCACAUGUGUGUGCAUAACACAGGGCCUCGUGUUUCACGGGGGGCCCUCCCUUCGUUAGCACUAACGAGCGAGCACCUCGAUGCCGCACACACCUUGCACACCCCGCGGCCUCCUUUGGGGCAAAUCCAGACAGUUUUGGGUCACCGCUCUCCUUCUCCCGUUCUGCCUUCAUGGGUCGCGCCCUGGGCACACCCCACCCCCCCCAAAAUUCAACUAUUUUGCUAUUUAACCCUAUUUUUUUCCCUCACCCCCUCCCCCCCCCAGCUGGGAGCUAUUUUUAACCAACUUCACAGCAUUUCGUUACAAAUAAAACCCCAGCACACCCACUGCUCUGCAGCAAAACUGCCUCAGCCCCAAAUUACUGGUUAUUUUAAGGGAGAAUCGUGAUUUGGAGGACUAUUUUCUUCCCCCUCCCCGCGGAAGCAGCAGCAGCGGCGGUGACGUGAAUCUGCGCUAUAAGGGACGCGUGCGGGGCGGGAGCUGCUGCGGUUUGGGGAAAAAGCUCUUAAAGCUGCUUUAUUUUCCGCAAAGAAGCUUUUAGAGCUGCUGCGUUUUUGGGGAAAAGCUCCUUGAGCUGCUUUAUUUAUUUAUUUAUUUUUUAAAAAAAAGCUCUUAAAGCUGCUUUAUUCCUGAAAAAAAGCUCCUAGAGCCGCUUUAUUUCUUAAAAAAAGCUCGCGAAGCUGCUGUAUUUUUGGAAAAAAGCUCUUAAAGCUGCUGUAUUUCUGCAAAAAAGCUUGCGCAGCUUCUUUAUUUCUGGAAAAAAGCUCUUGGAGCUGCUGUAUUUUUGAGAAAGCUCUUAAAGCUGUAUUAUUUUUAAAAAAAAAAGCUGGCGAAGCUGCUGUAUUUCUGGAAAAAAAAAUCUGAAAGCUGUUUCCUUUAAAGGAAAAGAAAAAACGCUCUUAAAGCUGUGUUUUCUUUUCUCAAAUUCUUCAAAUAUGGCGAUUCCAUCGCUUGGAAAAGCCAGAGCGAGCUAGAGCACUUUUUUCAUGGGAACAAAACUCUCAAAGCUGCUUUAUUUUUUUUAAAAAAAGCUCUUAAAGCUGUUUUCUUGUUAAAAACUGAAGCUCUUAAGGCUGUUUUAAGAAAAAGAAGCUCUCGAAGCUGGGUUGUUUUUUUUUUUAAUUCUUAAAGAAUUGUAAUUUGAUAGUUUGGAAAAGCCGGAGCAAACCAGGGCAAUUUUUAAUGAAAGAAAGCUUUCAAAGCUGCUUUACUUUAAAGAAAAAAAAAAGCAAACCCCGCUCUUAAAGCUGUUUUCUUUUAAAAAAGCUCCUAAAGCUGUUUUAAUUUUUGUCAAAAGCUCCUAAAGCUGUUUUAAUUUUUGAAAAAAAAUCUCUUAAAGUUGUUUUAAUUUUUGUGAAAAGCUCCUAAAGCUGCUUUCUUGGAGGAAAAGCUGUUACGGGCUUUUUCCUCAUCUCUCCUAAGCGGGAGCGCAGGCGGGGUGCGGGUGUUCCGGGAGAGUUUGGGGUGAAAUGCGGCAUUUUAAGACAAGACAGAAGAUGGCUGGCAAAGGAAGAUGGCUUAAGAGAGGAGAUAAUUGGGGGAAAAAAGGAAAAAUCAAGAGCGAAGAUAAACCUUGGCAGGGAGCAAGAUGAACGGCUUGAAGAGAGAAAUCAGGGAGGUUUCUUUUUUUUUUUUUUUUUUUUUCCUCCAGCCAGGGCUGCUGGGGGAAAAAAAGGACUUUUUGGUAAAGGGCCUCGGCCAGGAUGGAGGUGCUGGGCAGGGCAACCGCGAGGAAGAGGAGGAAGAAGUGAGAAAA